GGAUACUUCUGGAUUUGCAUGAGGGAGCGAAAUCGGUUUAUGAUACAAAAAUUCCGUCUUUUAUUUCUUUUGGUGCACUAGAGGCAAAAUUCGGACAGCGAGCACAGUAUGAUCUUGGCGCGGCUUCGUCCUGGGUUUGCUUUCCUAUUAUCUCGUUUCGGUCAUACCCAGACAUUUCAGGCUUCAGCAGUCCGGUCUGCAUGCGCUGCUCUAAGCAAACGGCAAUUCCAUCUGAUCUGCUUUUUCUUAGCGAUCUUCCCGUUUAAUGCCGUGACACCCUGGUCUCCCAUGACCCCUGCCGCGCGGCACGGCUGCACACGCUUUAUCGCCACCAAGGUUCGCAGGAAUCGCACCGGCUGGUUGGCUGCGGCUGGCCGCUGACACGAUUUACUUAGCUCGGGACCGUUCCGCCUCCUGAUAGGCCAUGCCAGGAUGCGUGCAAACAACACGGCGCCACGGCUUUUCUACCUUACUAGCCAGGUAUUGGGGUUAA
This is a messenger RNA of Aplosporella prunicola CBS 121167, 493 nucleotides long. RefSeq lists its product as uncharacterized. Bases 109 to 381 code for a protein of 90 amino acids. The record is from RefSeq and is a predicted model, not a curated record. The transcript has a single exon. NCBI's taxonomy places the organism in Eukaryota, Fungi, Ascomycota, Dothideomycetes, Botryosphaeriales, Aplosporellaceae.